GCUAUACCAUUUUACCUGUUUACGGAACGCAAUUCUCUCCAAGAAGACUUCUAUUUUGUGCUUCUAAAGAAUCUGGAGGGGUACGAUGAAAUCAUCACCCCGCCUUUACCUCUCCGGAAUGAGCGAACGCUCAUCCUGUUCCUUGUACAACGGUUAAACUCCAUGGAAGAGCAUUUACAACCCAAUUUGGGUGAAUGGAUUACUCGGGCGCGUGUUCCUAGCUAUACACAAGACCUUCGAUGUUGAGAAGUUCGUACGGAUAAGGAAGAUAAAAGAGAUAGCGCAAGUUAAUAAACCCAAUUUUCUUUCAUAUAUAGUGCUACGGAAGGUGCAGGUCGGUGAGGGGUUUCCUUCCCUCAGGAACUCCUGGUUAGAGGAAAUGACGCCGGAUGGUGAUUUCUGCGCUGGGGCAAACCUUACCUAUGAUGGAAAUUUCCGGCUGGGAAGUUUGAUCAAUAAGCUCCCCGAUUAUCGCAUCCAGAUUGACUUAUCACGUGACCCUACACGAAGGGGUUGCCAACACUACUCUCCAAUUGAGUACUCGGGUUAAACCAAGAGUGGUCAAC
This is a messenger RNA of Tuber aestivum (summer truffle), 566 nucleotides long. Lineage: Eukaryota; Fungi; Ascomycota; Pezizomycetes; Pezizales; Tuberaceae. The record is from the annotation of a GenBank genome assembly.